Molecule: messenger RNA, 2798 nt
Organism: Syzygium oleosum
Lineage: Eukaryota; Viridiplantae; Streptophyta; Magnoliopsida; Myrtales; Myrtaceae
Product: pentatricopeptide repeat-containing protein At2g06000
Exons: 2
Coding region: 277-2073 (598 amino acids)
Molecular function (GO): protein binding
Source: RefSeq, a predicted model, not a curated record
GUGACGCUCCCUUCGGAGAAACCUCACAAAACCCUAACCAGCGAAGCCGGGCAACUCCUCCCUCUCGGAGUUCUCCGACAGAUGCCCCCAUUUUUGCCCACGAUUCCUUCGAAGAGACCAACCUUCGAUCCCUGUGUCAUCCCGGACUGGAGUUUUCAACCCCACCCAGAUCGUCUCCACAGAUCUUCGAUUCGUAUGUCCUAAUGGGACGAAGUGCUGUCGGGGCUCGUGAUUCGGUUUGGUAAUGCGACCAGAACUGUUUUUCGCUACUUCCCCAUGAAGGGCAGAGAGCCCCAGCAAAAACCCACCUCAGAAUCCGAUCGAACUGUCGUAAAGCUGCGAUUUUUAAUCAGAAGGGUCGAUAACGCUGAAGCUACUGGAGGUGGAGCUGGUUCGGGUGAUGGCAAUGGGUUGGUGAUGACCCUCUUAUCCCUCGUCACUCGCCGUCCUAGGGUUCGAGCCUCCGGCGUCGCCGCAAGUUACUUCCACGCUCAGGUUCAGGGGGGAGGAGGAGGAUCUCGUGCAUUGCCCGGGUGCGAUAGGGGGGUAAUCGAUGAAUCCGAGGCUUGGUUUGUCAAGGUUGCGUGCUCUGUGUUUGUGCAUUCGAGUGGUGUGGAUGCUUGCUUGGGCUACUUGCGGCGGCACUUGACGCCCUCGAUCGCAUUCGAGGUCACUCGGCGGCUUGGGGAUCCGAAGCUGGGGUUUGGGUUCUUUGAGUUCAGUAGGGCGAACGUGGGUAUUGUUCAUUGGCCUGUGACUUAUGAUAUGCUCAUGAGAAUAUUAUGUCGAGCUGGUCUUCAUGAUUCGGCAAAGGCAGUUUUUGAUUGCAUGAGGAGUGAUGGGCAUUCGAUCGAUAGUGCAAGUUUCGGGUUUUUGUUAUUGUCAUUCGUGGAAGCGGGUAAAAUCGAUAGUGUGAAGCAUAUAAUUGCGAAGGUUCAUGGCAUUGAGAUAAAGAUGAGUUCCCACAUCUGUAACACAAUAUUGAACUUGUUGGUCAAUAGGAAUCAGGUGCACCAGGCAAUGUCCUUGUUGAAGGAGCAUUUGCUAUUGCACGCCAGUCCUGAUACUUGGACUUUGAAUAUAUUAAUCAGAGGUUUAUGCAGAGUAAGAGAUAUCGAUAAGGCGUUUGAACUUUUCAAUGAUAUGGAGAGUUUUGGUUGUUCUCCAGAUAUUGUUACUUUUAACACACUUAUAAAUGGAUUAUGUAGGGUCAAUGAGAUAGAAAGGGGGCACCAUUUAUUGAAGGAAGUCCGAUCGAGGUGUGACGUCUCACCUGAUGUUGUGACGUACACGUCGGUUAUAUCCGGUUGUUGCAAGUUGGGUAGAAUGGAGGAAGCAUCCCUUCUGUUCGAAGAGAUGAAAACUUCUGGUAUUAGACCUAGUACAGUUACUUUCAAUGUCCUAAUCGAUGGCUUUGGUAAGGCUGGAAACAUGAGCUCUGCCCAUUCCAUGUAUGACAAGAUGCUCUCUGUUGGUUGCUACCCUGAUGUUGUUACCUUUACUUCCUUAAUCGAUGGGCAUUGUCGAGCGGGGCAGGUGAAUGAGGGCUUGGAACUUUGGCAGCUGAUGUCUACUAGGAACAUAUCACCCAAUGCUUAUACCUUUUCAGUACUUAUCAAUGCAUUAUGUAAGGAUAAUAGGUUGCACGAUGCUCGUGAAUGUUUAAGACAGUUGAGGUGCUCGAAUAUUGUCCCUAAACCAUUUAUUUACAAUCCAGUAAUGGAUGGGUUCUGCAAAGCGGGUAAUGUAGAUGAGGCAAACAUAAUAUUGGCGGAGAUGGAGGAGAAGGGAUGCAGACCUGAUAAAUUGACAUUUACAAUUCUCAUCAUUGGGCAUUGUAUGAAGGGGAGAAUGAUGGAAGCAAUGAGAAUUUACAAUAAGAUGCUGUCGGUUGGUUGUGCUCCUGACAGCAUCACGGUUAAUUCUUUUGUCUCUUGCCUUCUAAAGGCUGGGAUGGCCAAUGAAGCCUUUCACAUAAGGCGGACUGCCUUGGAGGGCCUGAAUUUGGGUCUCUCCUCUUUGAACAGGGCUAUUCCUGCUACAAUGAAUGCAGACAUUCUUGUGGCUGUUUGAUGGAAGGUUUCCAUGUGCUGGGCUUCGGUUUUUUGCGGCUCGAGUGAUUGAGUGAUGUCCUUACACCAUCAUACAUCCUCGCGGGUGUAUAGCUUCUUGCAUGAAUCAGUUAUAAAGCUGCUGGGAGGUAGCCCAAUCUAUCCUGGGGCAUGAGAAGUCUUUGGAUGUUGCGAAGAGCUUAUGCAUAUCCAGUACGGCGACAUCAGGACUCGGGAGGUAAUACCUGGCAUCACAGCUCAAUUAUGCUGAGAGCCGGAGACAUUUGUUUUGUGUAUAGUAGAGAGAUUUUGAUAGCUACCUAGAUGUCCCCACGGAUCAUAAUUCCACAAUGGAGACUUCUAGGAUCGAAGUUGAAGUCUCCAGCUUAUGCAUCACUAAGAGUGAGAUUAUCAGGAAUGAAACAAUGCCCCAAGGAAAAAUGAAAUGCGUCUGCUAUUGCAAGGCCAUAAUGGGUCACUAGCUUUCCAGAUCCUUCAAUCAUCUGCACACUUUAAAUGUAAAUAUUUGCUUUCUUUGCUCAUCCGAAAUAAUUUGUCAGUGUCCCAUUAAUAUCCGAAGAAAGAGAAAUUUUAGCAGGGUUGAGAGAAGGGAUCGAAAGGGAAAGGAUCCAUCAAUUUAUAUUCAUUUGUUGACUACAUCUUAUAUCACUCUAUGAAGAUAUUAAAUUAGAAAAGUUUGGUAUAUUUCUUUUUCUGGGUAAUAGAAAGAGGCAUGUUUCACGAGUC